UGGCCGUGCCCUGUUUUUCGGUGUGAAGCAGUGGCUGGGGCUGCGGCGGCGGGGACUGGGAUCUUGGUGUCGCGGGCAUUUGAGCUGUAGGUCCCCCCAGCGCGCCUGUGUCACCUCGUGCCUAGGCGAGAGCCGGCUUUUCUUCCCGGGAGAUGCGUUUGUCCCGGGCUCGGGGAAGCUCUGGGAGUUCAUGCUACGCUGGAGGCUCCUGGCCACCGCUCUAAUCGCCUUGUGCCGCGCAGCGCCAGCUCCGUCGCCGGCGGUGAGCCUCCCGGAUCCCCCCCUUGCCCCUGGCGGCGGCGAUGACUGGGGAGAAGAUCCGCUCACUGCGGAGGGACCACAAGCCCAGCAAAGAAGAGGGGGACCUGCUGGAGCCCGGGGAUGAGGAAGCGGCGGCUGCCCUCGGCGGCCCCUUUACCGGAGGCAGGAUUGGCUCAGGCGGCAGCGGCAAGGGCGGCAAAUCCUGUCAUAAGAUCUUCAGUAACCAUCACCACCGGCUGCAGCUGAAGGCAGCUUCGGCCUCCUCCAACCCCCCCGGUGCCCCGGCCCUGCUGCUGCACAAUUCCUCCGUGACUACCACCUCCCAGUCCCCGGCUCUCCUAGCGGGCACCAACCCCCUUGCUGUCGUCGCAGAUGGAGGCAGUUGCCCCGCACACUACCCGGUUCACGAGUGCGUCUUCAAGGGGGAUGUGAGGAGACUCUCUUCUCUCAUCCGCACACACAAUAUCGGGCAGAAAGAUAAUCAUGGAAACACUCCUUUACAUCUUGCUGUGAUGUUAGGAAAUAAAGAAUGUGCCCAUUUACUUUUGGCUCACAAUGCUCCAGUAAAGGUGAAAAAUGCUCAGGGAUGGAGCCCUCUGGCAGAAGCCAUCAGCUAUGGAGAUAGACAGAUGAUUACAGCUCUUUUAAGGAAGCUUAAGCAGCAGUCCAGGGAAAGUGUUGAAGAAAAACGACCUCGAUUAUUAAAAGCCCUGAAAGAGCUAGGUGACUUUUAUCUAGAACUUCACUGGGAUUUUCAAAGCUGGGUGCCUUUACUUUCCCGAAUUCUGCCUUCUGAUGCAUGUAAAAUAUACAAACAAGGUAUCAAUAUCAGGCUUGACACAACUCUCAUAGACUUUACUGAUAUGAAGUGCCAACGAGGGGAUUUAAGCUUCAUUUUCAAUGGGGAUGCGACACCCUCUGAAUCUUUUGUAGUGUUAGACAAUGAACAAAAAGUUUAUCAGCGAAUACACCAUGAGGAAUCAGAGAUGGAAACAGAAGAAGAGGUUGACAUUUUAAUGAGCAGUGAUAUUUAUUCUGCAACUUUAUCAACCAAAUCAAUUUCUUUCACGCGUGCCCAAACAGGAUGGCUUUUUCGGGAAGAUAAAACAGAAAGGGUAGGAAACUUUUUGGCAGACUUUUAUCUGGUGAAUGGACUUGUUUUAGAAUCAAGGAAAAGAAGAGAACAUCUCAGCGAAGAGGAUAUUCUUCGAAAUAAGGCCAUCAUGGAGAGUUUGAGUAAAGGUGCAAACAUAAUGGAACAGAAUUUCGAGCCGGUUCGAAGACAGUCCCUUACCCCACCUCCUCAGAACACUAUUACAUGGGAAGAAUAUAUAUCUGCUGAAAAUGGAAAAGCUCCUCAUUUGGGUAGAGAACUGGUGUGUAAGGAGAGUAAGAAAACCUUUAAAGCCACGAUAGCCAUGAGUCAGGAAUUUCCCUUAGGGAUUGAGUCAUUAUUGAAUGUUUUAGAAGUAAUAGCUCCGUUUAAGCACUUUAACAAGCUUAGAGAAUUUGUUCAGAUGAAGCUUCCUCCAGGCUUUCCUGUUAAAUUAGAUAUACCUGUGUUUCCCACGAUCACAGCCACUGUGACUUUUCAGGAGUUUCGAUAUGAUGAGUUUGAUGGCUCCAUCUUUACUAUACCUGAUGACUACAAGGAAGACCCAAGCCGUUUUCCUGAUCUUUAACUGACAUGGAAAAUGAUGUCAUCUAACCAAGGAAAAAGAAUACAGAGACCCCAGAAGUGAAUCCAAAUAGAAGGGACAAAUGCUUUCAGUGAAGAAAAGGGAAUUACUCAUUGAAUUGACACAUCAGUAAUAUGAUAUAAUGAAAUGGGCCUCUAAUGAGAAUUUCAGCAAUUCAUCAAUUCCUGAUGUGCCAUUUUCAGUCUUUUUAAAAAUAUACAUAUUACAAGCAUAAUAGUUUCACACAUUAAUAACCCUAAGACCUUCAUAUGUAAAGCAGCUAUGAGUGCUGUGAUUUGUUUUUAAAAAUUUUUACACUUCUUGUUGAA
Messenger RNA from Cynocephalus volans (Philippine flying lemur), 2269 nucleotides. It is a transcript of the gene ANKRD13C, whose product is annotated as ankyrin repeat domain 13C. The transcript has 13 exons. The record is from RefSeq and is a predicted model, not a curated record. Lineage: Eukaryota; Metazoa; Chordata; Mammalia; Dermoptera; Cynocephalidae. The coding region runs from base 303 to 1943 and encodes 546 amino acids. Gene Ontology annotation, biological process: protein retention in ER lumen. Gene Ontology annotation, molecular function: signaling receptor binding. Gene Ontology annotation, cellular component: cytoplasm.